Trichoderma virens Gv29-8 is the source of this 1443-nucleotide messenger RNA. RefSeq lists its product as uncharacterized. Lineage: Eukaryota; Fungi; Ascomycota; Sordariomycetes; Hypocreales; Hypocreaceae. The record is from RefSeq and is a predicted model, not a curated record. Gene Ontology annotation, biological process: sterol metabolic process. The transcript has 5 exons. Gene Ontology annotation, molecular function: monooxygenase activity; iron ion binding; heme binding. The annotation marks the transcript as partial.
CUACUGCUGGCGGCGACUAUUAUUGUUUCGCUCCUUGUUCGUCUUUUUAAGCGGCCUGGCCUCCCUUCAGGCGCGUCAUUUACAGAAUGGGGUAUGCCGUUCAUCGGUUCCCUCAACUUCUUCACGAAGAGGGGUGAUUUCCUGCGAGAGGGCGCAAAGCGUAGUCCCAACGGCUACUUUAAUUUCUACUAUGGAUCGUAUCCUAUUAUUGCUCUCUCGGGAGAGGCCGCACGCACGGCUUACUUCAACACGCGAGGCCUUGAUCUGAGUGCUGGAUUCCGGAAACUCUUUUCUGCAGGCCCCGACAUUGACCGUAUGCUUGGCUGCAAUAUGAGCGCUUAUUUUAUAGUACUCUUCAAGCGGCUUACAGGCAAGGAGCACUUGACUACAUGUCUUCCUUACCUCAACAAAGAUGCCCGCACUGCCUUUACCGCAGUCGACACGUCCGUUCCCAUGGAUCCUUUUGUAGUUCUCUAUGAUUUACUUUACAAAUUCACUCACCGUACCGUCGGCUGCCACGAGGUUGCCGAUGAUCCUGCACUUCAAGAGAAGACGAUGCGGUACUACGAGAAGCUGGACAAGAGUUCGGCCCUUCAAGUCAUGUUUCCCUGGCUGCCUACACCCACAAAAUUUAACAAGAUAUGGGCGGGAGCGAAACUGCACAUGAUGUUUGGAGAUAUGAUUCGGGAGAGGAGAAGAACUGGUCGUAAGGCGCAAGACACGAUGCAGAUCUUGAUGGACAAGGGAGAGAGCGAUUUGCUGUCCUCAGCUUUUAUCAUCGGCGCAUUGUUUGCUGGUUUGAUCAACACCGGAGUUCAGUCGGCAUGGAUUCUCUGCUAUCUUGCCCACGACCCCGUCUGGUAUGCCAAAGUCAGAGAUGAAGUCGACGCCGCUGUUGCAAAAUACAGGACUUCUGAAGAUCAGACGCCACUAGAUGUCCUCGCAGAGCUUUCUCUCGAGGCAUGGGAAUCUGAAUUCCCGUCCAUAGAUCUGGGAGUGCGGGACAGCAUCCGAUUGAACCUCAUGGGGGCUUCCAUCCGCCAGAAUACUUCCGGGAAGGAUAUCAAGCUUGGCAAUACCGGUGUCGUUGUUCCAAAUAAUGCUUUCGCUGUCUAUAGUGUGGCAGACAUACACAUGGACCAGGCUAUUUACACAGAUCCGUUGAAAUGGGAUCCAAGCCGAUAUCUUCCAGACAGAGGAGAGGACAAGAAGGGUCAGCAUGGAUAUAUUGGCUGGGGAACUGGAUUACACCCAUGCCGUAAGCAGACCCUUAUUGCAAAACUCGAGCUGUUCGUUUCUACUGCCACCUUUUUCGCCAUGUUUGACUUUAAAGCCGUUGAUAGGAACGGGAAUCCGACGACGGAGCCGCUGCCUCGUUAUGAUAGCAACGCGCUGUCGGCGAAGCGCAUGGUCGAUACGGUCUAUUUCAAGUGCGAUCGCAGA